UAGGUUAACAAUUAAUUUUGCUAGUGGAACUGCGCUGAAAGAUCUAACCGGAUCUAUCCAUAGGAUCUAUCUAACCCUUUCGUUUACUGUCUAUGAUCUAACCCCUACUGGAGGUCGCGCUGACCAGAGAGUAGGAACAUUCGGGCUCUGCUCUGACUGUGCAUUAGCUGACAACUUCCUGUUAUCAUUCCAUCCAUGCACCUCCUACAGCAACUUGAGGAAACAUGGCAGAGUUGAAUCGACAACUACAAGAGUACUUGGCGCAGUCAAAAGGUGCAAAAACGAUAUCUCAGUCCAGUUCUAGCACAACAAUAGACAUAGAUGAAUCGGCGUCAGUUCCUGGGAGUUGGUUUGGGAAGUGGUCAAGUCCAUUUUCCAAUUCUAGUAGCCGCGGAUCUACAGGCCAAGGGACAAGCAGCGGAUUUUCCUGGCCAUGGUCCUCCGAACCAGACCCUUGUUUGCCGGGUAUGAGCCGUUCGCAGAGGCUCAUUGCUUUUGGGACCUGUAUUUUCUUCUCGGCUUUGUGCUUUGGACUCUCAGCCUUGUAUGCGCCUUUACUCUUGCUGAAAGCACGGAAGUUUGCGCUUCUUUGGUCUCUAGGCUCCCUUUUUGCUCUCCUCGGAGCAGCAAUACUGCGAGGACCAAGCAAGCUCAUUGCAACACCGACGCCAGGAGCAGUUGUUUACCUCUGCUCUCUAGGAGGUACUCUCUACGCGGCGCUCAGCCUCCAUAGCACAAUACUCACAGCACUGGGAGCAGCCUUUCAGAUAGCCGCAAUCGUGGGUUAUGUGGUUGCCUUGUUGCCUGGUGGGACUGCAGGCAUGCGGUUUGUUGGUGGAAUGGCAGCGUCAGCCAUCAAAAGAACUGUAACCGGCAAAACCAUGCCAAUCUGACCUAUUUUUAAUAUGAGGUUGUGGACUAAUUUGGAGGAUGCGUACCGUGCGCUCUGAUCUAAGCUAUUUUGGAUGGCACUUUGGGACUCUUUUCAAAGCCCUAUAUCGCAGGGAAACAACGCCGAUGUCUAGACCUAAAUAACCUAUUUUCUCAUAGCAACUUGUAAUACCCUUGCGCUACUGUACUGACUCUGGGGCAAUUUCCACUUAUUAAAGGGACCAUGUUUUGAAAAAAGUGUUACCAGCAUGUUAGACCUACGGACUUGAAUCCUGUGCAAGAACUGUAGAAACUGUGAUGUCUCCUUUUAAGUGACAUUCCAUAAACUAUUAAAACUGCAUUUUCUGAAGGGAAGGAAACUUUCGUUUGAACCAUUAGGCCUACCUACAUGUAGCCUUACUAUUGACAUAAGGCCGCCAAUGUGAAAACGAGUUGAAUCUCAGUGUGGUGACCUUUUGAGAGCAUGUUGAUAUAAUAAAGACUGCAAUGAUCAGUUUCUGAAAAAUGCCUCCGCAAUCACUCGAAGUGAAAUGCUGUAAUCUAGAUUCAUGAGUUAUUUACUGUUUGUAUUAGGCUUAAUUGUCUGACUGCCUAAGCUUCCUGGUGUUUUUCUUUGAAUUGUUGUAGCUGACCUGGUUUAAAUAAUAGAAUCUUUCAGCACCAUCUCAGUAAUAUAAGCUGCAGUUUAGGGUUGCUGAAUACUGGAGUGAGAAAAUAAAGUUAGUUUCAGAAUGCUGGUCUUACUUGUGCAUAAAUUCUGUUGCCCACUCAAGGGGAAAAUAGACCACUAGAUAUAUGCUUGAAAUAAUUAUGUUGUACUUCAUGGUGGAGUAGGAAGCCAAAGAAAACUCAUUUCAGUAAAAAAUGAAGACUUCCCCAAACAGACCUGUAUGGCAUUUCUGGUUUGCUUUACCAAACUCUGACACAUCAACAGAGGUGUGUUCCUCUACAUCGACAAGUCUAUUUUCACUCAAAGAGGUUAGAAAGCACCUUAUUCACUGUUAAACUAGGCUUUUCAUGAUGUGCGUUCAUUUGAUUAUAAUUCAUCAUACACCGCUGUUGUUUACCUCCUCAUAUUUGGGUCAAAGUUCUCAUUCUUUGUGAACAUGUAGAAAAGGGCUAUCUUGCAACAAACGUACUCAACACUCUGUUGAUUAGGGCAGCUGGAGCUGGACUUUGUCCUCUUUUUUUGUCUUUGAGUGGAAUUUGAAAUGUCAUUGAAGUCAUUAAAUACAAUCUUAAAAAUCGAAA
Messenger RNA from Alosa alosa (allis shad), 2142 nucleotides. RefSeq names its product SFT2 domain containing 3 (gene sft2d3). Bases 225 to 893 code for a protein of 222 amino acids. The transcript has a single exon. Gene Ontology annotation, cellular component: membrane. Lineage: Eukaryota; Metazoa; Chordata; Actinopteri; Clupeiformes; Clupeidae. Gene Ontology annotation, biological process: vesicle-mediated transport. The record is from RefSeq and is a predicted model, not a curated record.